Triticum turgidum subsp. durum (durum wheat) is the source of this 2064-nucleotide messenger RNA. The record is from the annotation of a GenBank genome assembly. Lineage: Eukaryota; Viridiplantae; Streptophyta; Magnoliopsida; Poales; Poaceae.
AUGAACAACUUCCACGUCUACGAGGCCAUUGGCCGCGGCAAGCACUCGAUGGUGUACAAGGGGCGGAAGAAGAAAGCCAUCGAGUACUUCGCCGUCAAGAGCGUCGACAAGUCGCAGCGCUCCAAGCUCCUCAACGAGGUCCGGAUGCUUCAUUCUUUAGAUCAUGCAAAUGUCCUGAAAUUUUACUCUUGGUACGAAACUUCAGCACAUUUUUGGCUAGUAUUGGAAUAUUGUGUUGGUGGAGACCUCAAGGGCUUGCUCGAGCAGGAUAAAAAGCUGCCUGAAAGUGCCAUGCACGACCUGGCUUAUGAUCUUGUCAAAGCCCUCCUGUUCUUGCAUUCACAAGGAAUUAUAUAUUGUGAUCUGAAGCCAUCUAACAUUCUAAUUGAUGAGUUUGGAUGCAUGAAGCUGUGUGAUUUUGGAUUAGCAAGACGUUUAAAGGACAUUGAGAAGACCGAUCCUGGAGUUGUGCCACAACCUAUGAGGGGGACACCAUGUUACAUGGCUCCUGAGUUGUUCCAAGAGGGAGGGGUCCACUCAUAUGCUUCUGAUUUCUGGGCUCUUGGUUGUGUGCUUUACGAAUGCUAUGCAGGAAGACCUCCUUUUGUGGGCUGUGAAUUUACCCAGUUAGUCAAAUCCAUACUUUCAGAGCCUGCACCACCUUUACCUGAUAACACACCAAGGUCUUUCCAGAAUCUGAUCAACUGCUUACUCAUGAAAGACCCAGCUGAAAGACUACAGUGGACUGAAUUAUGUUCACACAACUUUUGGAGGAACAGUAUGCCGAUGAUUCCUUUACCUCCUCAGCCUGCCUUUGAUAACAUGGUUGGACCUCCCACUACGCCAUAUUUAGCUGAGCGAAAUGGGGAUAAACCCCCGAGACAGCUGACGCCACCCAAGACUUGUGAACACCUACGCAAGAAAGAUGAAAAUUCCGCCAAGGCGUUCACGACUCCUGUUAAGAAUGUGCAAACUGGUAAGAAAAAUAAUCCAAAACCUUGUAAGGCUGAUGGUUUGAAGGGUGUAAAUGUCCUUAGAAUGUCUCGCAUAGCUAAGAGAAAUUUGCAAAGGGAAAAGGCCAAGGGGAACUACAGGCGCCCUCCCACAGAAACAGACGAAAAUGAGGCUGAAGUUAAGAUCGAAAAUAAUGACAUGGAGCUUGAUUUUGGUGAAAAUCCAGAAGGCGAUGCACCUGAUGAUAAUGAUGGAUCAGAUAAUGCUGGAUCCACAGCAGAUGAAAAACAUAGGACUCAAGGAACUGAUGGAAAUGAAGAGAACUGCGUAAAUCAGGUGGACAUGCUCAUGGAUGAGUGUUCUGUUAAGCCUGAUACCGUGUUGAAAGCUGAGCAGACUUGUUCAGAGAAUCUUGAUGUGGUGGCCACUCCACCUAGUUUCUGUAUGAGGAAAGCACGUCCAAAGACAACUUCUGGUGCUGCAACAGGUUCUGAGCCGUCUAACAUCUUUGAAGCAUUCUGGCAUCCAACAGACCUUGCAGUUAAACCAGUCAUGCCCAGUAAAAAAGGAGAUAAAGCUACAGAGACCAUCUCUGUGCUUCCUUUUGAAGCUCUUACUGCUGCUGAUUAUAUCAAGUUACCACGAGAACAGGUGAAUGCAUUCAAUAGCCAGAUAAUUCAGAGUUUGAGUGGAUCUUUUCAGGUUUCAGAAAAACAGAAUAUCAUCAGAUACCUGGAGUUGUUAAGCAUGAACUCUGAUGCUGCAAAUAUAAUCACUAAUGGCCCAAUUAUGUUGCUGCUUAUAAGAAUGCUCCGACUAUCGAAAACUUCAGUCUUGCGUGUCCAGGUUGCUUCACUUAUGGGACUGCUGGUACGCUACUCCACUAUCCUUGAUGCAGAGCUAGCUAGUUCAGGAAUUAUUAAUGCUUUGUCAGAUGGCUUAAGGGACCGGCACAAUAAACUGAGGAGAUUCUGUAUGGCAACACUUGGAGAAUUACUGUUCUACAUAUCAACACAAUUUGAUCAGGAUAGCAAGGAAAGCAAUGCCGAAGAAUCUCCUAUGAAGGACAACAAAUCUGGUGCUUUGUGGCAGGUUAGAAACUCCAAAUGA